AGUAAGGCACCCUGCUCUUUCAUAUACAAAAUAUAAAAAUUAGACUAUCAUUAACUGACUAUCUGCGAUUCAACAGGGUCCUUGAAUUUCUGUUUCGUUGUCUAUGUCCAUACAAGAUUAGAUCUAGGCGAUCUAAGGCUGGUUGACUCCGUUCCAGAAUCCACGUUUAUACGUCAUUAACCUAUUUGUGUUCAUCACAGGGACAUAUGCACUGCAUGUUCCUUUUGGGUAGGCGGAGUAAAAUUAAGUGUGUUUUAACUUCGCGCGAACAUGUUGAACAGCACGCUCCGAGCCGACUUCCUUUGAAUAUAUGUUAUCAGAGGUAUAAUAUUGCAUAAUACGAAAGCAUUGCUGCCGUUGAAGACGAUCAGAGGUUUGUCAAGGCUUGAAUUCGUUAGACGUUUCGAGAAUAUCUCUCGCAUCGAGUAUUGACAAAGCACAUGUCACUUGAUUGCAAGGUAACGUGUCGUGUCGUGUUGUAUUGUAGAUCUCCAAUGUGUGUCAUCGUUUCAGUGUAUGUGAGUCAAUAAUCGUGUAGUUGUUUCGUUUUGUACGUUCGUGACUUGCUUGUCACGCGAGUGGCGUCUGCAUACCAACGUCCCACCGAGCGAGGAGAAAUUGUACAGGAUUACGGUUCUAGAUCGAAUUAAUGGAGGUCUAAAAUCAACAAACAGUUCAUCAUGAAUAAUCCUCUUCUAGUUCUCUCGCAAUACGUGUACGCAAAAAGACAAGAUGGCGGUUUUCAUUCCGGUAGAAUUGAAGGCAAAGAUCGCGAUAAUAUGUACACAGUCGAGUUCUCAGACUGCUCAAGAUCGGUUGUGAACGAAGACGAUCUCGUAUGGCUGGGUUUUUACAGUUUACCACCUCACGUUUGGCCAAACGCACCCGUAGUUCACCCCGUGAAACUACCCAAAGAGAAACGCGAUUCUUACAACGAUCAGGAAGACGACGUUGACAAUGAUUGGUCGACCAAACGACCAGAAUCGUUUAAAUUUUUGAACACGAAAGAGUUGAUCAAAGAAGGAGCAGAUUCUCCUGAGCAUUAUUUCUCCAGAGAAUGUUGCUCUUGUACAGCAGGGAAAAGACGGAGUCUGGAAACGAUUUCAAAUCGUUUAGAGAGAAUAACGCACCCGAGACAGAUGCGAUCCAGCGUCAUUCGUCUUAAUAGAAAAGUGCUGUCUCAGGAGAUCUCACAAAAUCAUGUGAAAGAUCGUUCGACCUCAUCUCUCACGCUCGAUACAAGAUCAGGCGAUGACGAAUGGUUGCCUUACAUUGAAAGACGGGACCGGUCUUUCUCAGAUAGCAGCCUUGAUUCAACAAGUUCUCACCCCUCGCCAUAUGAUCGAUAUGACCCCCCGUACUUCAACACCCCCUGCCUCACACCCCCCACGACGCCGGGUAGUCUACCCCCUCCGCUGUUUGUCUACAAACCCUACGAUACAGUCCCAUAUGGGGAGAUGGAUGCACAAGAAUGGAUCCAUGUGGAUAACCGAGACAAUGGGGGUGGUAAAAGGAGAAGACGGGAUAAUAUGAAAAAAUGUCGUAAGGUGUACGGCAUAGACAAUAGGGAUCUUUGGUGUACCCAAUGCAAGUGGAAGAAAGCUUGUUCCCGAUUUCAGAUCGGUAACUACAGGCAGCGACAUUUUUAGACUUAAAUAGAGAUAAAAAAUAUAUAAUUUAUUCGUAUUCUGUGAUUAUGUAGAAACCAAUUUGUCAAUAUAUAUCCCUGAGGCGGAAUCGUUCUAACAAACGGCGUAGUACUCGUUCAAAAAACUGUCAGAUCUUUUUGUAGGAGCCUUAUGAAGCAUUUAGAAUGUGUAAAUAGUUAAUUUAAUUCUUAAAAACAUGCAAUAAUUGUUAGGAAUUGUACACUGGUGUCUUUUCUUCUAGUCUGAACAUAACGUAUCAUGAGGUAUGAUUGAUCAGCUAACUGAUACUAGGAGUUAUACUAUGGAAAGUGAUUCUGCCUUGGAGAUACGAAAGCGUGAUAUAAUAUAGAUCUUAUCGCUAAUAACUUAAAUUUGUGCAAAUUACUCCCCGCAUAAAUGUUUAUACUUUGAAGGUUUAUACAUGCACAUGGAAACAACUUG
This is a messenger RNA of Dendronephthya gigantea, 2090 nucleotides long. RefSeq lists its product as uncharacterized. Gene Ontology annotation, molecular function: RNA polymerase II cis-regulatory region sequence-specific DNA binding; DNA-binding transcription factor activity. The record is from RefSeq and is a predicted model, not a curated record. Gene Ontology annotation, cellular component: nucleus. Gene Ontology annotation, biological process: regulation of transcription by RNA polymerase II. NCBI's taxonomy places the organism in Eukaryota, Metazoa, Cnidaria, Anthozoa, Malacalcyonacea, Nephtheidae. The coding region runs from base 681 to 1649 and encodes 322 amino acids. The transcript has 3 exons.